Molecule: messenger RNA, 843 nt
Organism: Linum tenue
Lineage: Eukaryota; Viridiplantae; Streptophyta; Magnoliopsida; Malpighiales; Linaceae
Source: the annotation of a GenBank genome assembly
AUGGGUUGCUGCGCCAGCAAGUGCAAGCCCAGGAAGCCGAAUUUCGCCGCCGCCGCAGAAGAAUUCCGCUAUGUCCAGGACAAGCUCGUCGUCUCCCAACAACCUCCCAUCGCCUAUCACCACCAUCACUCCAACAGAAUCUCCCCCAUCUUCCCUCUUUCACCCACUGCUUCUUCUUCUUCCGCUACCUCGACCACGACCACGACCAGCAACAGUAGCUCUGGCUCCUCCGCCUUAACAUCGAAAGAUCGCUCAUUUUCCAACGAGUUUCUGUGGUCUUGCCUCAAGGAGAAUCCCCACGUGAUCUAUUUGAAUUCCAUCAAGGAAUGCGCCAAUAAGCUGCCAGAGUCCCCUGUUCCGAAACAGGGGAAAAAACAGAGUGUAAGGGGAUGCUCAACCGCCACGCCGCAAAAAAGGGUCCGGUCUAGCUCGCCGGCUCCUCCAUUAACCAGACAGAAGUCCUUCCGGAUAGAGGAGGGACACGCCGGAAGUAGAAUGGUGAUGCGGUCGCCAUCUCCGAGCAGGAGGUUCGGGAAUGCAGAGUACUUGGACAGGGGAAUCCAGACGAUUACGGGCGAGGAGAUGUUUUCGAAGCCGAUUGUGCGAAAUCGUCAGGCGAGUGCGGCCAGCUUGAUGUCUCCAUAUGUGGAGAGGGGCGAGGUUUUGAAACCGGCGGCGAGUAGUUGUUUGAAGAGGAACAAAGAGACAUGUAUUCACCGUAUUACCUCCAAGAUCGACGAGUUGGCAGUUGCGGAAGCGAUGGCUCGGCAUGAAGGCCAGAGUGAUGCAGUGGAAGACAUUGAUAACCCUCUCAUUUCCUUAGAUUGCUUCAUUUUUAUCUGA